Molecule: messenger RNA, 1228 nt
Organism: Struthio camelus australis
Lineage: Eukaryota; Metazoa; Chordata; Aves; Struthioniformes; Struthionidae
Source: RefSeq, a predicted model, not a curated record
AUGUCGUUCUCCCUGUGGGUCUGCAAAAACUGGCCUGCUCCUGGCUCGUGGCUGCUGGACAGAGCCGCACCAGGGCCUGGCACGGGGCACGCAUCCCUUCACCAAGCGCACCCCAGCCCCGGCCAGCCGGCUCCCCCGAGCCGUCUUUCAGCCCUCAGCAGCGAUAAGACCAGCAAAUAUGUGUGUUUAAAUAAGCGAUUCCCACCUCUAACUCCCUCCUUUCUCUCUUUGUUAAUCUGUGCAGCACAGUCCGAGGGGAGACCAUGUGAAUAUAACUCCAAAAUCUACCAGAACGGUGAAAGCUUCCAGCCGAACUGUAAACACCAGUGUACGUGCAUAGAUGGAGCUGUGGGCUGCAUCCCGCUCUGCCCGCAGGAGCUCUCCCUUCCUAACCUGGGCUGCCCCAGCCCCAGGCUGGUCAAAGUCCCCGGGCAGUGCUGCGAGGAGUGGGUCUGCGACGAAAGCAAGGAUGCGCUGGAUGAGAUGGAAGGCUUCUUCAGCAAAGAGUUUGGUCUGGAUGUGUCUGAAGGCGAAUUAACCAGGAACAAUGAGUUAAUUGCCAUUGUGAAAGGAGGCCUGAAAAUGCUACCUGUUUUUGGAUCCGAGCCACAAAGCCGAGCAUUUGAGAAUCCCAAAUGCAUCGUGCAAACAACUUCCUGGUCCCAGUGCUCAAAGACCUGUGGAACUGGCAUCUCUACAAGGGUUACCAAUGAUAAUCCUGACUGUAAACUCAUCAAAGAGACCAGGAUAUGUGAAGUGAGGCCAUGUGGCCAGCCUAGCUAUGCCUCCCUGAAGAAGGGAAAAAAAUGUACCAAGACGAAGAAGUCCCAGGCCCCUGUGAAGUUUACUUAUGCUGGAUGUUCUAGCGUGAAGAAGUAUCGCCCCAAGUACUGUGGCUCGUGCGUGGAUGGAAGAUGCUGUACUCCCCAGCAGACCAGGACUGUCAAGAUCAGGUUUCGUUGUGAUGAUGGAGAAACCUUCACUAAGAGUGUCAUGAUGAUCCAGUCUUGCAGAUGCAACUACAACUGUCCACAUGCAAAUGAAGCUUAUCCUUACUACAGACUUGUCAAUGACAUUCACAAAUUUAGGGACUAAGUCACGUUGGGGGUGGGAUGCUAAACAGAAUUUUGAAGUAACCAGCCAUGGAGAAAGGACUCUUAUGAUGGAAGUGGUGCCUUGCCCAUUUGAGGGCAACACUGAGAUGUUACAAGAGUGCACUGUGCAACUG